AAAAAUCCUAGGAAAGAUAAAAUCUAGUAAAGAAAUCUUACGUAAUAUACCAAAGUGUUGGAUAGCAAGCUAGACAAUUUAGAUAAUUUAUAAAGGUUAAAUAUGCUAUGUUUAUAAAUGUGCAAAUGCUACAAUAUUUUUCCAUGUCACCUUUCAAAAUGUAUCUUCAGAAAGAAAAAACUUGAAGAAUACUGAUAUCUUAGGAAACGUGGGAUUAAGCUUAGGGAAGACCCUCGGUAAGCGUGGAGAAUCCGAUGAGAUGGUUGGUAUUUGGUAACUGAUCAGAGAUUUCUGAGUUUCCUAAUGUGGCCUCUGGACACGUCCUACCCUCUGCCUUUCCUUCUCCUGUCAAAGUGGAUGAUACAUGCUUGAAAAACCCCAGGUUCUCAGAAUGGGUGUUUUGUUCAUUUUGUGGGCGGGGUCAAGGGGGAGGUCUAGAUGCAUAGGAAAUACAGAGAGUGUGUGUGGGAGAGAGCGUACGGCAAGGCCGUGGGAAGGGGAAUCGUCAUUUGCCAAAAAAGUACCUUGAGUGUGGAAGGGUUCCUGAACAGAGAACGGACAUAGGAAAAGAAGUCUAUGGAGGGCAGCGGCGUUGGCCUCGCCCUCUGCAAGCGGCUGCUGGAGGAGGACCACGAGCUGCACCUGUGUCUGGCCUGCAGGAACAGGAGCAAAGCGGAAGCGGUCCGCGCGGCUCUGCUGGCCUCUCACCCCCUUGCCGAGGUCAGCAUCGUGCAGGUGGAUGUCAGCGACCUGCAGUCGGUGUUCCGGGCUUCCCGGGAGCUCAAGCAAAGGUUUCAGAGAUUAGACUAUGUCUAUCUGAACGCUGGGAUCAUGCCCAACCCACAGCUGAAUAUCAAAGCGCUUUUCUCUGGCCUCUUUUCAAGAAAAGUGAUUCAUAUGUUCUCCACAGCUGAAGGAUUGCUGACCCAGGAAGAUCAAAUCACUGCCGACGGGCUCCAGGAGGUGUUUGAGACCAAUGUCUUUGGCCACUUCAUCCUGAUUCAGGAACUGGCACCUCUCCUCUGUCACAGUGACAGUCCUUCCCAGCUUAUCUGGACAUCGUCUCGCAAUGCGAGGAAAUCGAAUUUCUGCCUCGAGGACAUCCAACACAGCAGAGGCCAGGAGCCCUACAGCUCCUCCAAGUACGCGGUUGACCUGCUCAGCGUGGCUGUGAACAGGAACUUCAACUCGCGGGGUCUGUAUUCCAGUGUGGUGUGCCCGGGUACCAUGGUGACCAAUAUGACGUGUGGAAUUCUCCCUCCCUUUGUGUGGACACUGCUGAUGCCAAUCAUAUGGCUGCUUCGCUUUUUUGCAAAUGCUUUCACUCUGACACCGUACAAUGGAACAGAAGCCCUGGUAUGGCUUUUCCACCAAAAGCCCGAGUCUCUCAAUCCCCUGACCAAAUACCUGAGCGCCACCACUGGCUUUGGAAGCAAUUACGUAAUGACCCAGAAGAUGGACCUAGAUGAAGACACCGCUGAAAAAUUUUACCAAAACUUACUGGAACUGGAAAAGCACGUUAGGGCCACCAUUCAAAAAAGAAAUCAUCAGAGCUGACCAUUAUCCCCUCUGAAACACUGUGUGCCUUCUGCACAUUCUGGACUUCUGUUGAGUUGGAUGAUGUGCACUUUUGGGAGACCAUGAACUAGAAGGGUCUCUUUUCCUUCCUUUCAGGAUUCUAAGACUGUGUGUGUGUGUGUGUGUGUGUGUGUGCGCGCGCGUGUGUGCGCACGUGUGUGUGUAGACAUGAGAAAAAGAUGGGUAAGUAAAAUCUCAGUUACAUAGUCUCCAGGAUGGUGUCACAGCAAAAUUGUGCGAGGGUCACCCAACCAAGUAUGUGCUCAUUGGUUCUGCCAACUGGAGCCCAAGGCCCACGGCGUGGGAUGAGGUGACCCGAGGAGCCGUGACACAGGCACUCGCUGGUCUUCCACUUGGCCUGCUCGAGCAGGAGAAAGUACCGGUCGCCCUCUGAGCGGUAAUCUGAGCUCUGUCCCUUUUCUUGUGAACAGUUUUCUUAGGUCUUGUACCCGAUUUCUUCCUCCACAUGCUGCUUCUAAAACUCCUGACAUCAUUAGAAUCCUAACAGUCCUAAUACAGAUACCCAUGUAGUUCAUCGCAGGAACAGAAGUGUCUUUGUGUUUGCACCACUUGAAUCCUGUCUUCUUUUGAAAGUGUCUUUUACUGAUGUUGAGGUGGCCUGUGUCAAUACCGCGCCCGACCCUUAGCACCAUUUGCAAAUUGGUUCAUUACUGACCAACCUGUGUUCGUGAUUAUAUUUUAAUGUUGGCACACUUGCAGCAAAACGUGAUUUACUCACGUUGUUUCAAAUUUUCCAAUUGAAUAAUUGCCGGUGAGCUAUCUGCUGGUGUCAGCAGCAGCUGGAAGUGGUUAGGACUCAAGUUUGCGUGAUGUGAAGACAAAAUGCUAUGAGACGCCUAGGUGUUUUUGCCCCAAAUACAACCAGCACCCUACCUGGAUUGUAAUAAAGCGAGCAAAAGUUUGAAUGACUUAAUAAAAGCAAAACAGGUUCUAGAAAUGUCAUUUCUAUACAUUCUCAGUACGGAUUUUGGUUAUGGUUUCUCUAAUUUUGUUGCUAGAGAUGCUGUUGAUGAUGUUAAACAUUCUGUGCGUGAAGAGAAGGACCGAAUGGUUCUGCCCACCCCCCGGUGUCUUUGGGGUUGGAGAGUGGAGGGCAGGCUGGGUUGAACUCUCGCAGCCACUCACACUGCAAGUUUGCAGGAAGCACUUUAUUGUGGAUCUUGGGCUCCACAUCAGGGAAGUGGAGUAGUUAGCGUCCUGCUUCCUGUGGUCACGGGUGUGGAGGGACAUUAAAUGCAAUAACACAUGGGAAUGAAUAAAGAGCAUUUUUUGAGAA
Lynx canadensis (Canada lynx) is the source of this 2875-nucleotide messenger RNA. RefSeq names its product hydroxysteroid 17-beta dehydrogenase 7 (gene HSD17B7). NCBI's taxonomy places the organism in Eukaryota, Metazoa, Chordata, Mammalia, Carnivora, Felidae. Gene Ontology annotation, cellular component: endoplasmic reticulum membrane. The transcript has 9 exons. Gene Ontology annotation, biological process: cholesterol biosynthetic process. The record is from RefSeq and is a predicted model, not a curated record. The coding region runs from base 577 to 1557 and encodes 326 amino acids. Gene Ontology annotation, molecular function: 5-alpha-androstane-3-beta,17-beta-diol dehydrogenase (NADP+) activity; 3-beta-hydroxysteroid 3-dehydrogenase (NADP+) activity; estradiol 17-beta-dehydrogenase [NAD(P)+] activity.